Messenger RNA from Archocentrus centrarchus (flier cichlid), 2444 nucleotides. RefSeq names its product apoptosis regulator Bcl-2-like. Gene Ontology annotation, biological process: extrinsic apoptotic signaling pathway in absence of ligand; release of cytochrome c from mitochondria; intrinsic apoptotic signaling pathway in response to DNA damage. The record is from RefSeq and is a predicted model, not a curated record. Gene Ontology annotation, cellular component: mitochondrial outer membrane. Gene Ontology annotation, molecular function: BH domain binding. Bases 596 to 1213 code for a protein of 205 amino acids. NCBI's taxonomy places the organism in Eukaryota, Metazoa, Chordata, Actinopteri, Cichliformes, Cichlidae. The transcript has 3 exons.
GAGCCUGAAAGCCUUCGUCCUCCUCCUCUUCAGCGCGCAGGACCUGUCGGGGAAACCCGGAGGGGCGUGUCCGCCGCUCUGUGCGCGUGUGUGCAGCACGUGCAGUCUGAGCAGAAACCCGGAGCACAGACCGGGACCCCGGGGCCGGACCUUCUCCUCCUCCUCCUCCGCUCCUCUCCGGCUGCUUCCCUCCUCUUAUCGAUUACUGCAGGAGCAGCGCGCGCCACUGCGUCGUCGUCAUGCUGGAUGUGUUAAGAGCGCGUCCUCGCGGCGCACCCUGGGGCUCCACGCGCUCCUCCGUCUGCCGGUAACGGAUCGAAGUCAGGAGUUUGAGCCGGUUUGAACCAGAAUCUCCGACUUUGAAUCACUUUGGACGAAGUUUCAAACGCUGAUGUCACAGCAGAGCUGAUCAGCUAUCUAGUGAUCAUCAGUACUUCAGUGAUUGAGCUCAGCAGCGGGAUUAAAUUGCCAGAUUAUCACCUGUAACAGCUGACCUGCUGACGUCAUCAGGUGUUCCACUGGACGGUGAGGAGGAUGACGCCUUAUCUGCAAUAAGCGGCGUGUGGCGGUGACCGACGGUGGCCUGCAGGGGGCGAUGGCCGCCGCCUACAGCAGUCGGGACAUUGUGGAAGACUACCUGCAUUACAAGCUGCUCUGCAGGGGCGUGGCCUGGCCUUCGGCGCCGCCUCCGCACAGACCGGGCCAGCGCAGGGCCAAUGACGUGGGAGCGCCACGCCAAGACCCCCGUGUGGCCCCGCCCCGACUGCAAAGUGUGCUGCGGAGCGCCGGCGAUGAGUUGGAGCGACUUUACGGUGCCGAGCUGUCGGCCCAGGUGUCGGUGCUGCGGCUACGUGGGGAUGGCGGCGAUGCGGCAAGGCUGCGCAACAUGACGGCUAUCAGAGAGGAGCUGUUCAGGGACGGUGUCAACUGGGGACGCAUCGUGACCAUGAUGGAGCUGGGCGGAGCUCUGAGCGCCGAGGUCGCCAUGACUGGUGACACAGGUCACGUGGACGACAUCGCCGGCUGGAUGGAGGAGAGUCUGGACUCGCCGUUGCUCCAGCGAUGGAUCCAAGACAACGGAGGAUGGGAUGCUUUUAUGGAUCUGUAUGAGUCCAGACCUGCAGAUAGCUUCUGGGCCCUGAGCACAAUGUUUGGACUGGUUGUACUGGGAGCAGCUGUGGUCAUACUGGGAUUCCUGUUCAGCCAGAAAUAAAACUGAUCCAGGUGGAAGUCUGAUCCGGUCCAGCUGUGAAGCUGCAGUUCCUCCAGCGAUCAGAUGCUUUUGUGCUUCUGUUACACUGAAGGAUGCUGACUUUGUGUGGGUGGAUUUUUUUUAAAGAAGUACAUUUCACCACCUCAUCUGUUUUUUCAAGUUUUAUAUGAUCUUUUUUUUUUACCCGAUUAAACUUUGAGUUGAAAUUUAUAGUAUCUUAAUUAUAUAGUCUUGUGGCUUUCUUACACAGAUCAGUAUUUUUUAACUAGUUUAAUGGGACUACAUGGAUAAAGUCUUAUCUCCUUGGAAAAACACAACACAGCUGCAAAACCUGCAUCAUAAUAAACAUUUACAGAGGACCAAGGACCUUCAGCUGACCUCGACUCCUUAGUGUAAAUAAGAAAGUAGGAGUUACCCCAGAGGUUUUCUUCCAGUCUUUAUGCUGAGCUGGCUAAAGACACCCUGGACCUGUAUCACAUUCACCAAGUAAACUGUCAAAGGAGGCUCACAGGAGCCAGGAACAGCUCAGCCAUAAGACAGGAACUAAGCACCGGUCACAGGACCAGAACAGAACCAGAAGGUUCAGCAGGAGAGUCAACCAACACCAGCAUCUGAUUGGUUCCUGAUUUUGCUUCACAUCAGGUGAUGAUCGAGGUCCAGGCCGACCAGCAUUCCUACCAUCAAGGACAAAGUUCUAAUAGGAAGCUUGAUGCUGAUCAUUGAAGUCUGAUUUGUGUAGCAGCUUCUUUGCUGGGACCAGUGAUGAUGAUGAUGAUGAUGAGUUUGAUCACUUGAAGCUAAGAAUUGACAAUAACACAAGAAACCUGUUUGGUUACGGCUCCUGCAGUCUUUAAGAAGAUGAUUUAAAUGUAGCAUUCAUGGUGAAAAUGGUUGUAAAGAUCAGAUAAACUGAACUGAAACACAAGUAGAGACAGUCACAGGGUUCUGAGGCUGCUGGCUGGUAGACAUGUCAUUUGCUUCCAUCAAGUGGACAAACAAAGGUCCUGCAGCUUUAAUCAAAUAGAAAACAUACAGGACCCAGACAGGAACCCUGAGGAACACCAUUAUUCACUGGGAUGAAGAUAGUUGGACCUCAGGAGGAGGCGUCCUUCACUGCUCUGUGAACGUUGAUGUGGGAGUCUGGAUUUCUUUUGGUCCAUGGCUCUCCCUGAAUAAACCUUCACAGGGCUGUGAGGGCAUCUCUGUGGUUGAUGGUGUUAAAUUGCUGUAA